AUGGGAGGAUUCCGGUACACCUUGUUUGCCAUACUGUUGCUGGCCUCGUUAAUCCACGGUGCAAAGCGUAAAGUGGCUUGUAAAAACUGCUUGAAAAAUAAGGCUUCCCACCAUAACGGUAACCGAUUGAUAGCGAGUCCGAUAAACUUAUUAAACCCUGAUCGGUACGAGUUCUUCACGUUGGACGACAAAGGGAAAGUUGUAAAGCGCAUCAUGACCUUUAAUGAAAUCCAGAGCAUCGUUGCUGGAAGUGACGUCAGUGAACUCAAGCUGUUCACCAACGGUAACAAUAACGAACGCAUUGUGUCUAGUGUCGUUUCCAAUGUGCGCAACGUGCUAAACAACGAGCUUAAUCUCAUGAAUGGGCACGAAGGUGCUGACUUUGUUACAACGGAGCUUUCCAUUUCGGAUGUGAUUAGCGUACAGCGUGAGCCUAUUACGAGCUCAACGGCUAGUUCAUCGGAUCAAAUGAACGGGGGACCGUCGGAAAGACCUACAACGGAAUUACCGACGACAACACAAACGGAACAACUGUCCGAGAGGCCUGUACAAAGUAUACUACAGCAAUCAGAGUUAAUUACAUUGCUGAAGAGCACCGUAAAACAUGAGGUACUAAACACAACUGACCGAACGACGGAGAUUACCACGAAACCAACAACGACGUCCAGUUCAACAGAACGGACAACAAGGUCAACGACUGCCCAACCGCCAGCAAGCACCACCGAAAGAGCGACGACAGUGCGUACCACUCAACGCGCAACCGAGGGAUCACCACCGAAGUCAACGAUAGUAGUUUCUUCAUCCCGACCUGCCCUGAAAACAACGGAACAGACAACUGAACAUUCCUCAACCAGACCGAUGACCGAAAAACCGGAGACAACUAGAACAACGACACGACAAACUGAACGACCAACGGAAAAGUUCGCUACACAACACGUGAAAUCAACAGUGGCCACCACAAACAUGCGACCAACCGAAAUAGAGGUGGCUAAAUUAACAGAACAACCAAUGCUCCUUCCGGUGGAGUCUUCCACUCAGCCAACUCACGAAAGGUCGACGGAAAACUAUAUUGAACAAUUGGUUACUGAAUCCUCUGAAAAGUCUGUUGAGGAAUCCAUUUAUCCAAUAGAAGCUUCAGUGGAAAUUUCAUCCGAAGAAUCAACGGAGUUUACUAUUACAAAAGCUCCGCAAAUUUCAUCCCAAUUUUCCACUAAAAUAGAAAAUGAAAGCGAUUCGGACUAUUCUACCGAAAGCAGUAGUAGUAGCAUAACGACUGCAUCGUUGAUAUCAGGUUUUUUGGCAAGUACCAGUCUGCACCCUCUCAAAAAACCGGUCAGUGCUGACGGGCCGUCGAUGCCAGAAACAACUGAGUCCGAUAACAUUGCCGGAACGCUCAAGGAUUUGAUUUCAACCAGUACUAAUUUUGAAGAGGAUUCUUCCGAAACAUUCAAAACACCAACGGAAUCGGACACAUUGCUAACUGACGCGAUUGCUCAAUACAUCACCAACAUUCAGAGAGAGCCAGUCGUUACCACCGUGUUUGAGGAAGUGAGCGAUGAUAACGUAGAAAGCUCGAUAACGACAGUGGCAGUACACCCCGAAGAAACAACGCUAGGAAUGACCGCUUCUUACGAAGCACUACCAACUACUAUAGUGCUGGAAGGAGAAAAUGAUGCACAUUUGGAAGACUCGACCGAAGCUAGUAGUGAGGAGUCGGAAAGUACCCAAUCCUCUACUUGGGAACUGCCUGAAGUUGAGGUCACGACAGUAGAAAAUUUGAAAUCCAAACCAUCACAAAUGGAUAUCGUACCAUCCGAUGCACAGCAGGCCCUCCAUAAGAUCAUCGAAUCCUUGCAGUUUCCAGAUGAUGGGGCCGACAGCAAGGAAGCAAACAUGAAAUUCGCCCACAGCACUAUGAUUCCCGAGAUGGAUGUUGGACCGCUGACCUAUGAUACCGAUGCGCAAAACUCGAUUAACGCCAUCAUUCAGUCUUUGGGGCAAGGAUCCCUUUUCUCUGACGAAAAUUCGAUCAUGUCCGUCACUACCGAUGAAACUACGAGGUUCACUACGGUGACAGAGACUACACCAAAUACUACACCAUCAACAACAACAACUACAACAACCACAACAACCGCAUCAACUACAACAUCGUCAGAAAAAACGACCACGCCAAGACCGUCCUCUACAGCACAUACGACAUUUUCAGUUCCGGUUUCCAAAACGGCUUCUGCUACAGAAUCUUCUGAAACAGAUUUAUCCAGCAAUAUCAAUUACAACACAAACAUAAUGGACACGAUUGAAAAGUUUCUCAGUAAGUUUGCAGGUCUACCCAACCCUGAAACAUAUUCGGUGAAUAUGACGAAGAUGGAUGUUUUGAGCGACUUUCCUUCCGAGAUAAAUAUGACUGAUUACGUCGAUCGUACAGCAACAGUGGCGUCGGUUCUGAAAUUUCCUCACACAAAACCUGUUCAACUAGACCGGCCAUUGACUAAUCGGAACAACGUACAAUCGGAACCGGAGGAUCCAGAACUCUUGGAGGACACACCUGUGGAAUCAAUGUUGAACGAGACGGUAGCUUCGUUUAUGAAACUUGGCGAAAUGCUCUCGAUGGGCAGCAUUAUCAACACUUCCCCCGAGCCGACACAGGUGCAGGUGGAGUUGAAGACCGUCGUAGACGAAGAGGAAACGGAGCUGUUGCGGUUUCUUUCGAUCUGUGGAAACUUGGGUACCAACAUGUACCGUGAUUUGACGGAUACAUCGUUGUUACAUAGUCGCAGUCUGGUGUAUUCCCCUUUCGCGACUAUUACUACCUUAUCGAUGCUUUUCCUCGGAACACGCGGCACAACGGCGGAAAGCAUAAAUGGAGUCAUUGGACUGGAUGAAAUGACUUCCUUUAAUCCGCAUCUGUUCUUUAAAUCGAUCGCCGAUGACUUGCAGCCUCGUUACCGUCGCAAAGCCGUUCCAACCUUCGAAGGGUCCUCUUUUUCUCGCACGCUGUUGAGCGAUAGGACACAAGGCGGACUGCAACGAUUUUUCAAAGCACGUGUUCAGGAAAUCUAUUCUGCCGUUGCGGAGCCGAUAGAUUUUCAGCAAAAGGACGAAAUACUGCGGCAUAUGAGUGGAGAUUUUCCUAGAGAGUACGUUGAUACCCUGAAACAGUUGCGGGCACCGUUGAUAUCGAUAAGCAGAAAUCGUUAUCGGCACGAAUGCAAUAGUGCAACGUUGUACGGUGUGAUGAAUUUUCAGCGAAGUUCGGCAGAAGCCAUCUCGACCACCGCCUUGCCCAGCGUAACAUUCCGAUCGGGAUUCUCGACUGGUUUCUCGAAAUCCCUGAACGCGACGAUUGUAUCUUUACCAGGUUCAACCAGUAAUAUUUCAGUAUUUUUCCUGAAACCUGCAGAAAUUUCCGGCCAUUCUCAGGGUGGACUCGAAGCUCUGGAAGCUCAUGUUCACUCGCAGAGCAUUUCCAACGUCCUAAAGUUGUUCCCAGAUGAAACCGUGCGCACUGCUUAUGCCGAGGUGCAGUUGCCGCAUUUCACGCAGACCAGCAUGUACAAUAUGAGUCGCAGUAUUCGGCAGCUAGGACUGGAGAAUUUGUUCCAAUCGAAUACGGCCAACUUCAACGGACUUCAAGAUUCGACGAUUUCGAACAUGUACCUGUCAGAAACUAUCCAAACCGAUGCAUUUGCCUUAUGUGGCAGGGACGAACUAGUGACUAAAUCUUCGAUUGCGUUCCACAGUUUCUCAACUAACUUACCGAAACAUGCUUCUGUAGCUGCAAUUGGAAAUUCCACAGCAAAACGGACCUCACGGAAGAACCGGUCAGUCGCCGACGUUGGGCGGGCUAACGACAGAAUGUUAGUAUUUGAUACACCCUUUUUAUACUUAGUGAGACACAAUCCAACAGGUUUGUUCCUGUACGUAGGGCGAUUCCUGGGAUAA
This is a messenger RNA of Anopheles bellator, 3942 nucleotides long. Its product is annotated as serine-rich adhesin for platelets-like. The record is from RefSeq and is a predicted model, not a curated record. The coding region runs from base 1 to 3942 and encodes 1313 amino acids. The transcript has 3 exons. Gene Ontology annotation, molecular function: serine-type endopeptidase inhibitor activity. Lineage: Eukaryota; Metazoa; Arthropoda; Insecta; Diptera; Culicidae.